CCGGCUCCUCCCCUCCAGUCUUGCGCAGGUGUACCGGCUCCUCCCCUCCAGUCUUGUGCAGGUGUACCGGCUCCUCCCCUUCAGUCUUGCUCAGGUGUACCGGCUCCUCCCCUUCAGUCUUGCUCAAGUGUACCGGCUCCUCCCCUUCAGUCUUGCUCAGGUGUACCGGCUCCUCCCCUUCAGUCUUGCUUAAGUGUACCGGCUCCUCCCCUUCAGUCUUGCACAGGUGUACCGGCUCCUCCCCUUCAGUCUUGCUCAGGUGUACCGACUCCUCCCCUUCAGUCUUGCUCAGGUGUA
This is a messenger RNA of Staurois parvus, 297 nucleotides long. Lineage: Eukaryota; Metazoa; Chordata; Amphibia; Anura; Ranidae. The record is from the annotation of a GenBank genome assembly.